Paramecium tetraurelia is the source of this 1674-nucleotide messenger RNA. RefSeq lists its product as uncharacterized. Lineage: Eukaryota; Ciliophora; Oligohymenophorea; Peniculida; Parameciidae. The transcript has 2 exons. The record is from RefSeq and is a predicted model, not a curated record.
AUGAAUUCACAACUGCAAUAUGAACACAAUUCACUAAACUAGGAUUUCCGACAUCAAAUCAAUCUGCUCUCAACUGAUCUAGAUCAUCUACUCUCACUUACGAAAAUUAGAGGUCAGGAUAUACCCUACCCUCGAAUUUGCCAAAAUUGCAAAUAUCCUCACGAUUACGAUAGUCAUCAUAAUUUGGUAAUCAAAUCAUACACAGAAGCAUAAUUUAUAUCAGAUCUUAUAGCUGAACAUGACACCCUUUUUUAAAUCUGUAAUUGGGCUCAUGAAAGUGUAAAAUAAUAAAAUGUGAGGGAGCAAGACAAAGUCUGGAGUAACAUCAUUUCAAAUAACUUUGAUCAAAUUUAAAACUCAUUAGCAGACGAUGAAAAAUGCAUAUUAAAUUCAUUGAGACCAUUUGGAGCGGGAAAAAAUUAAUUUGACUUCAUGCGUUUAUCAACUUUUUAAAGUGAAAAUUGGGUCUUAGCCUUGGAAACUCUCAAUAACUUCUCAAGUCGAGCUUCCCACAAUAAAAUUAAGUUAUUUAAAUGGGCCACAUGUCAAAGUGAUUCGUGGAGCACAAAUAUUUCAAAAUUCAAUGAAACUCUCUGGCUUAACAUUAGAGCUGAUCUGUUUUAUAAGGUUAUGACUGCGCAUGCAGAAAUAUAUCCCAAAAUGAUGAAGUGUAUCAAUUUUGGAAUCAAUAAACCAUACGUAUGGUAACCAAAACGGUAUGAAUUGAAUUGCAAUGACAUGAAUUUCGGAAUUGAAACAUUGGGUAAACUAUUUAUCAUUGAAAUCAUUAAUUAUUUAACAUAAAAAUCAAAAGCUUCUAAAUUAAUUUAAUUGGUUGAAGAAGCUAUUGAUCUUUUGGUCAGUAAACGAAUGAAUCCUUAGUACACAAUUAUAAGAGCCAAUUGCUUUUAUAAAAUUGCUUUAAUGCUUAAUGAUCUAUUGGAUAUCAAUGAAGAUGAUGAAUAUUAAUUCUUAAUAUUGAUUACUAAGAUCAUUUAAAAUAUUGAAACAGAAAUCUUUGACCUUCCUACUAAAUAUCAAUUUUUAAUACAUUUAUUAAGUCUUUUGACCAGACUAAGUACAUUUAAUGAAUUCAUUCAACAAAUAUGCCAAAACAUCCUUAAUUAAUUAGGAAGCUCAUUAUCCUCAAUUUUACAAUUAUUGAUCGAUAAUAAAUUCAAUAAUGUUUUGAUUACUACUAUUACAUUUGCUAGAUUUACUGCAUUAAGCCCUAUGUAGCAAAAUGAGCUAAUUUCUUCUUCAUUUUCUUAAUAUUUUGAUUACAAUGAGAAAAAGAAACAAAUAUGGUUGUUCCUCCCUUAUAUUAUUGAGAAUAUUGACCUUUUCAAAAACACUUUCAUACAAUUACUCUAAGAAUAUCCAGAUUUGGAAGAAUAAGAGAAUUAGUAUUUUCAAAUUUACAUUAAUAAGGAAAUUGAAAGAAUGCAAAUCUUAAUUAAAGACCUUACAAUUCCCGUUUAUUGGUUUACUAAGUAUAUAACAUUUAUACUUGAAGACCCUAACUUAAAUCAAAAAGACAUUUUAAAUAUCAUGGAUGGAAUCCAGAUUAAUAAUCUGCUGUUUGAUGGUCUAGAAAAUAAGAAAUAUAUUUUAGCAUUAAUAGCUAAGAAAUUAACAGAAUUUAAAUAAUUUAUUAAUUAUUUGCUUAAGUGA